Dimorphilus gyrociliatus is the source of this 2167-nucleotide messenger RNA. The record is from the annotation of a GenBank genome assembly. NCBI's taxonomy places the organism in Eukaryota, Metazoa, Annelida, Polychaeta, Dinophilidae.
CAAACUCGGUUGAUAGUUCGAGCAUACGAUCGCUCUGAGCUCGAUAUGUAAAAAGUUAAAAUUAAUAGGAACGAUAAAACGACGAAUUGACAUAUUUAAAAUGGAUAAUGUAACUAGUACAGAAACAACAAUGGAGAAGAUUCUAACUACAGCUGGCUAUGGUGGAACCUGUUCUACAUGCAUCUUAAUAACUGUCGCAAUUAUUAUCCGAUUAAGAAAUAAUGUUCUUCCAAAGACUCUAUCAGAUUCACUUAUUCUACAUUGGGUGGCUACUCUAAUUAUAUCAGUUGGGUUAAUAAUAUACAAGUUACAUAUUUCGAAAAUAGCAGCCUAUCUCCUUAUAUUCGGAAUAAUUUUAAAGCCUCUCCUUUCAACAACAACUCAUUGUAUUCUACUGCAAAACAUUUACUCAGAAAAUCCGUCAAUAAUCUUUAAAAGUAGCACGAAUACCUCUUGGAUUAUAUGGUUUACUAUAACGGCUACGGAGAUUGUUAUAAGCGUAAUAAUAUGUGUAUUACCAUUUAGUGGGAUAAUCUACUUCGAAUCCGAUAGCGAAUAUCGUUUAGAAUCUAUACCUAUAAGAUUUAAACCUGAAAAGUCAUGGGCUUUUUCGGCAAUGUUAAUAGUAAUAACAACAAUUUUUGCGGUUUUGAACGUAAUUUUAAAUCUCAUUUCCGUUGUUCGCUCAGUCUUUGUUUAUUUUUCGGAUAAUGGUAAAACUGGGAAUGGGAAAAGAAAAUUCUUAGUCCUAAUAAUUACCUGGACAGUUAUUCUUUUUGAGAACGUUUUAAACUUUAUAUAUUUUACUGCUCUAAAUUUAUUCUAUUUUUCAAAUGGACAAACCUUGGACGAAUCGGAGAUAUUUAACGUAUCAAGUGUUAUCUCUCUUAUUGUCUUGUUUAUUUGUCCUCUUUUAAUUAUUAUUUUGUUCGCUAUCUUAAUAUCGUUUAAAGAGAAAAAAAUGGACGAUGGUGAAAUGAUUAAAUACGAAAGUCUUAUACCUGAAGAAUUAUUAUCUGUCGCUAGAAUACCAGAGAAGCAAAAUUCGAAGAGGACCGACUCUCUGGCGCCGUCCAAAGGGAUUUGUCAUUAUAAAAUUACGUAUCCGCAUGAUUCAUCAAUAAGGACUGCUCAUUUGAAACUAUUCAAUCCUCAAUUACAAAAUGAGUGGAGGCAAGAAGUAAAUGCAAUUUCAAAAUUAAAUAAUAAAGAUUCAAGAAUAGUUCAAUAUUAUUGGACCAAUUAUCGGAACCCAUUUUCAAAGAUCAUUCACGAAGCUACUGGUGAUCAAACAGACUUUAAAUGUAGUUUAAUAUGCCAUGAAUUCUUUCCGAUGGGAACGGUUACCGAUUACCUCGACAAAUUUCCGAUGAUGGACGAGGCCAUACAUGAACUGGUAAUGGAAACAACAAAGGCUGUUGAAUGUCUUCACUCAAACGAUAUUGUGCAUAACAAUUUGACCUUGUCAUCGAUGUUUGUGCGCAAGAAGGGCAAGGGUCUAACAAUUGUACUGGGUAAUUUGGAAAACAGCGGAGAAGCUUUGGCGGAGAGACGACAGGAUGCCUUCCGAUCGGACUUACGGGCGUUUAGCAAUAUCGUAUUAGAGUUAUUAUCCCGUAUUAAAAGUGACAGUAAAGAGACGGUUUUAAAGCCCGCCCAGCCGUCGCCAAGCGCCAUAUGGACGAUACCUGAGAGGCGGAAAGUUUUUAUGGGGACAACGGAUCUAUGCUCAAGAAUGUAUGAUAAACGAGAUCUUCCACCAUUAUUCGAAAAUGAAGAGGACAGUACAACAAAGGUUGCUGGGAAGUCGGAUGAAAGGAAGGUCAAAACGCCUUCAUUAAAAAAUCAUGUUACGUAUCCGGAUAGCGUUCAUAGUAACGACGUCGAUAGCGGUCUGGGGGGUAGCGUUCAUUGCCCAAAUUUGGAGGAGUACAAAACGAAAGCGAAUAUAGAAACACCCGGUUGCCGGCACACUAUGUAUGAUUUUGCAGAAAGUGAUUGCUAUUCUAUAUUGGGAGCAUAUAUUCAACGAUACAAGACUUUAAGCAGUGAAACACCGGAUUUCACAAGUCUGCCUGAAUCCGAUGUCGACGAGCUGCAGCUCAAGGACGAAUCAGGACAAACGUUAAAGAUAAACGGAGUCGAUUUACAAACAGCCAGGGUAUAA